UUGGAUGGAAGUUACUGUUGGUACGGAGGGGGCUUUUUCUUUAUCAUCUUAAGCAAGCGUAUCAUCUUAAAGAAACCGGAAAACAAAGCUUCAUGAAACCGAGCGUUAUUUGCGACGAACGACACGGAGGAACCCGGAGAAAUCCGCGCUGUUAUGAACAGAUGAAGAUCACAACGGCUGAUCUGCUUGCCUGCAGUUGAAUCAUCACAAAGAAAGAAAACAACGUCAGGCUCGUGCGAGUCAGUGGUAGUCUGAUAUGUGUGCAUCGGCUCAUCUCGCCUUGAAUUUGGCAUAAAUCGCUCACGAUACAUGCGAUGUAACUGACAGGACUAGACGUAUUUUUCGUUGGUUGGAAUAAACGGUAGCUUAUGUGUCUUAUGUAAUUCAGCCGUAAGAUCUGAUGAAAGUAUUAGCUUUUUAUUUUUUAAACGUUAGCAGUUGAAAAAUAGUUUCUUGGCUCGACGUCUGUAUAUGAAUUGCAUGAGGUUAAAAUAUCUUUAAUAAAUACAUGCUUGUGGGAGUUUGUAAAAUAUAUGUAGUCUGUAACCUGACAUCAGUGUUGUUUACUUGUGAUUUAUUUAAUCUUUGUCGUAUUGACCUAAAGUGUGUUUGUGUGAAUUAAUAAUUGUAUAUUGUUAUUUAUAAGCAUGGUGACUGUGGUAUGGUUAGAUAGCUGGAGCGCAUCACUUGUGUUUUGACAUAUCUGACGUCACGAGCGUCGCGUGUCACUGAAACGGUGUGGGCUUUUUAAGAAUCCCAGUUUGUUGAAGUCGGACUACAUUGAGGAAGGUUUGUUGAUUUAACGGUGGAUUGUUCAAGAUUCUUCGAGACGGACGAUCCAGAUCUGGCGCGGUCAGAGAUCCUCGUUGAUAUUCCCAUUUUCUCCCCGCCAAUGCUUGAUCUGGAGGUCGUUCCUGAGCGAUCUUUGGGAAAUGAACAAUGGGAAUUCACAUUAGGGAUGCCAUUGGCCCAGGCCAUUUCUAUAUUACAGAAACACUGCCGAAUCAUCAAAAAUGUCCAGGUGCUCUACAGCGAACAAAUGCCACUUUGCAACGACCUCAUUCUCAAUUUGACUCAGGAUGGAAUUAAACUGCUGUUUGACGCCUGCAAUCAGAGACUGAAGGUAAUUGAAGUGUACGAUUUGAGCAAAGUGAAACUGAAAUACUGUGGAGUACAUUUUAACUCUCAGGCAAUAGCACCUACUAUUGAGCAGAUUGAUCAGUCCUUUGGUGCUACUCAUCCGGGAGUAUACAAUGCUGCCGAGCAGCUUUUUCACCUGAACUUCCGUGGACUUUCUUUCUCCUUCCAGCUGGACUCCUGGAGUGAAGCUCCUAAGUAUGAGCCUAACUUUGCCCAUGGCUUGGCCUCCCUGCAGAUUCCUCAUGGGGCCACUGUCAAACGGAUGUACAUUUACUCUGGAAACAACCUUCAAGAAACCAAGGCUCCGGUGAUGCCUCUGGCCUGUUUCCUUGGUAAUGUGUAUGCAGAGUGUGUGGAGGUUUUGAGGGAUGGGACGGGACCAUUGGGUCUCAAACUUCGUCUCCUAACUGCAGGAUGUGGCCUGGGACUGUUGGCUGAUGCGAAAGUACGGGCACUUGAGAGAAAUAUUUACUUUGGAGACUCUUGUCAAGAUGUUUUGAGUGCUCUUGGUUCUCCACAUAAGAUCUUCUACAAGUCAGAGGACAAGAUGAAGAUCCAUUCCCCCUCCCCACACAAGCAAGUCCCGUCCAAAUGUAAUGACUACUUCUUUAACUAUUAUACUCUGGGAGUGGACAUACUGUUUGACUCUACAACCCACCUGAUGAAAAAAGUUGUCCUUCACACCAAUUUCCCAGGCCAUUACAACUUCAACAUAUAUCAUCGAUGUGAUUUCAAGAUUCCACUUAUCAUUAAAAAAGAUGGAGCAGAUGCUCCGAGUGAGGACUGCAUCCUUUCUACCUACAGCAAAUGGGAUCAGAUUCAAGAGUUGCUAGGACACCCCAUGGAAAAACCAGUUGUGCUUCACAGGUCAUCAUCUGCGAACAACACCAACCCCUUUGGUUCAACGUUUUGUUUUGGACUGCAGAGGAUGAUAUUUGAGGUCAUGCAGAAUAACUACAUAGCUUCUGUGACUCUAUACGGAGCACCUCGUCCCAGUAGCCUGGCCCGUGCCGAGCCAAGUGCCCACUGAGGAAUCCGCCAUGUCCACGGUGCCCGUCCAGCCCUGCAGAGCCUCUGAACUGACCAGUGUAGUGUGCUUUCACUUACUGCUGCCAUCACCCAAGCUAAAGACAAACUUGCUGGGAGUUUCUCCUGAGUUCCCUCAACUCCUCCUCCCACACGAUGAUAGAGGCCCCAGUUCAGUCUCAUUAACAAGAGCAUGGAGGCAGCCCAAAGCCUGAUAAUUAUCCCUGAUUACCAUGCAACCCUGGCUCCGCCCCAAAGCUUUAACUCAGACAUUUUUAUUGUAUUUGUGGAUGCACAGCGAUCCAUUUCCACACAUACACACAUAUGCAUACACAUGCACAUUUGUUUGUUCAUACAUAGUCAAAUGUUGCCUGGUCGUUCAUUUUAAUAUCAAAGAAGCAAUUUUUUGUCUAACCUUUGACAUUUCCCAUACCAGAUGCACCAAAGGGCAUACAUUUGACCUCUGCACACGAAACACUUUAACAAAACACACAUCCAAUCAACAUUUAUUUUCAAAAAGACACUGAGGAUGCACUCAGAACAAAGUCAAACAUGGACAUUGAUUGCAUAAAUUGAGUGACGGGUGGUUUUGUAUGCAUUUGAUCUAUGUAAGAUUACAAGCACAAGUUAGCACAGUGUGAAAGUGUGCUGGUGGAUUCAUUGCUAUGAACAUUUUCUCUUGGUGCAUGAGCAGGCUCGCACAUACACACAGAAUUACGCUCAUAAACAUUUAUAAUUUCAUGCCAUUUCAUACCAAGUCACCAGCACAGAUUACCUCCAUUUCAAUGCUAUACAGUGCAAAGCAUUUACUCAUCUUUGAGUUGGUAUUAUUGUUUUAUUUUAAAUAGGCUUUUGUUUCAAAGAAACAUAAAUGCAUUAGUUUUUAACAAUUGCACUAAAAUACACCUAAUUUACUUGAUAAUUGUCUCCUGUCACUGAGAAGCAUUUUAAUUGAGUCUCAGAGAGAGAAAUAAUAGUGGGGGAGGGACUGACAACGUGCAAUCUGGAUUUCAGAGCUCUGAAAGUAGCACUCCUGACUGGAGAGAAAAGCCAUCCAUCCUUUUAUUUCUCCUUCCCUCUGGAUCUCAUGGCGUCACGUCCAUUAGCAGCAUCCUCUGCAUUUUCUUUUGUCCAUGUUAGACAGACAUGAAGUUUAUCUCUUACCUUAUUCAGUAUCUUCAAUUCUUAACUUCAGAAUUCGGUUUCUGUCGUUUGAUUGCCAAAACGUUAGCCAAAGAAGAAACAGUCAUUCUCAUCAUUUUAAAUAUCUCCCCAUACCACAGCAUAAGAACAUUCCCUUUUGAUUUGAAUUAGACUGACCCUUAUUAGUUUUAGCAUUCAAUUUAUUGAUCGAUUCUUGCAUUUGAAAAUUGUUACUAUUCUGCUAUUUUGAUUUGGAGCCGUCUCUCUUUCUUUCUACUCAACGUAGUUUGGUGGCGGUGUUUCUGUAGCAAGUAGACGCGAUGCUUUCUGCAACACUCUCUACUGGUGUGUCCAUGUCUGUACAGAUCUGUAAAUAGUGUGCAUUUUCUUUUGUCUCAUUGGUUAAAGCUAAAGGUACACUGCAAACAUGGUCAUGAAUAUCUUCAGUGAUAUUGGUAUGGGACUGAACUAAAUGGAAUUUCCUCCAAGACAGAGUUUUUGGGGUUUCUUUUGAGUGCCCUUGAAGGACACCAAAUCAGCAUCCCUACACUGUUGAUCUGGAUGGAACAGCCUAAGGUUGACCACUAUUGGUAGAGGAUCAGGACUUGUAAUUAAAUUGAGUUGACUACAGCGUCAAGUUCAAUAGAUGGUUUAUAGAGUUCACCUCUAAUAGCUACAGUUCAUAUGUCAAUCUACACUCACUCCUUUGGUGUCAUUGCAACAUCCUUUCAGACUUCUGCAGUGUUCGGUGAAGGCUAAUUUAAGCAUUUAGCUUUCUGUUGCAUUUACUUUUCCCAUAACCUGUGCUGGUAAACGGUUGAUGAUGUUUUAUUAUAUUUUACCCUUGGCUGUUGGUGAUUUAAAAAGGAUAAUUCUCUUAACAUUGUGCCUCAUCUCCCACCGAGACUGUCUUGACUUUUCUAUGUUAAUGAAAUUGUUUGAACUGCUUUGUGUAUGUCUGAGCAUGUAAGGCUAAAGUGAUAGACAGUCAUAGUCCUGUUGUUUAAAAAAUGUAACCUAAGUAUUAAAGACAUCAAGAAAACAAACUCAAGGUUGGUUCUUGAACUCUUGUCAUGAAGGGCUAGUUGACUGGAUGUUCAAAUGUAUUUAAUUGAUCAUCAGUAAAUCAUAAUUUAACAGAUUAUUUAACUGCGCUUUUGAAAGUUUAGUUCACCCAAAAAUGAAAAUUCAUCAUUUACUCACCCUCAUGCCAUCCCAGAUGUGUGACUUACUUUCUAAUGCUGAAUAGAAGAAUAUCUCCAUACAAUACAAAUUAAUGGUGAUCAGAACUUUGAAGGCAGCAUAAAAGUAAUCCAAUAGACUCCAUAUGACUUUCUUACACAUACCCAUUAUAUCGCUUCUGAAGACAUGGAUUUAACCACUUGAGUAUGGAUGAAUUUUUGCGGCCUUUUUGGACCUUCAGAAUUCUUGCCACAGUUCACUUGAAAAUGCAGAGCUGAGUUAUUGUUCUAAAAAUCUUUGUGUUCAGCAAAAGAAAGAAAGUCAUACACAUCUGGGAUGUCAUGAGGGUGAGUGAUGGGAGAAUUUACAUUUUUGGGUGAACUAUACCUUUAAGUACAAAAUUAACUAUGAGCUGUUUUAUUAUAGCAGUCAAUUUAGUCAUGCUUAGUAGCUACUUUUUUUCUAUUGAUCGUUAAAGGAAAUUUGUGUUUUAAGGAUUCAAAAAUUGUGCUAUCGAACAUGCAGUUGGCCCUCCAUUAUUUGAGCUUCACGUGGUGGUUGUGGUGUUUCUAGAGAAAAUACAACUUGCACUUUGUUAAAUCUCUGCGAAUUUCAACUUUAAAGACUUUUAAAGAAGUAAAUAUAGCUAGAUCUUAAAAGAAAAUAACACAAAUUUGAACUCUUUAGGGCUGAGUAUAUAUUCUUGAUGCACAAAUGGAGCCUCAAUUAAGGAAUUGCUCGUUGUUAAUAAGGAGCAAAACAACCACUGUUUUAGUGUUAUUUGGAGAAUAUUUCUGUGGGGGUAUAGUCUGAUGGGCUGAUUGCCUGCCCAAUCUCAGGUGGUUCUUUUUUUUAAUACCAGGAGCAAGUGAAUGCUUAAUAUUCAUCAAAUGGGUUUUGGCUGUAUUGUUUCAUCUUCAAACUUCCUUCUAUUUUUGCCUUGAAAUGAAUGAUUGAUUGUCCUAGGGAUUAUAAAUAGAAAUGGACAACCUCCAUACAAUGUAAUGUGCAAAUUAAUGCUAUGUAUUGUAUCCUUCUGUUUUUUCCCCAUCCUCCAAAGUGAUUGUUUUUUUUUUUUUUUUUUGAUUCUGUACAUUUAAGCCAUUUCUGGAAAUGGAACUUAUCCUCAAUUAAAAAUGUGUGUAUCUACAAUUUAUUGCACCGUGGUGUUUUGUAUCAGAUAUUUUUUCUUCUGUAGAUUAAGGAACAUGUAAGCAGAAGAUCAACUUUAUCAGUCAUUUGUUUUCAUUGUUUCUUUCAUUCUUUUUGUUUUGUUUUUAAAGCAAUAACCAUUGCGCCAAUGAUUAUAGAUUGGAAUGGUCUGCUAUACUGUAUGUUCGUUAAAAGCUCAAAAAAAAAAAAAAAAUGCUGUGACCAUUGGAUUUGGUCCUCAUUGAAUCUACUGAAAGCAUUACAUAUAUAUAUAUAUAUAUAAAUUAAACUGCUAAUUUUUUUUACAGUGUGUUAAACAAAAAUAUUUAAUGAA
Xyrauchen texanus (razorback sucker) is the source of this 5977-nucleotide messenger RNA. RefSeq names its product phagosome assembly factor 1-like. The transcript is spliced from 16 exons. NCBI's taxonomy places the organism in Eukaryota, Metazoa, Chordata, Actinopteri, Cypriniformes, Catostomidae. Gene Ontology annotation, biological process: Golgi to plasma membrane protein transport. The record is from RefSeq and is a predicted model, not a curated record. Gene Ontology annotation, cellular component: trans-Golgi network; dendrite; synaptic vesicle membrane. The coding region runs from base 893 to 2170 and encodes 425 amino acids.